Molecule: messenger RNA, 978 nt
Organism: Chionomys nivalis (European snow vole)
Lineage: Eukaryota; Metazoa; Chordata; Mammalia; Rodentia; Cricetidae
Gene: Znrf4
Product: zinc and ring finger 4
Exons: 1
Coding region: 1-978 (325 amino acids)
Biological process (GO): negative regulation of cell cycle; ubiquitin-dependent protein catabolic process
Cellular component (GO): cytoplasm
Molecular function (GO): ubiquitin protein ligase activity
Source: RefSeq, a predicted model, not a curated record
AUGGGGGCAUGGGCCCGAGUAGCCCCGAUGGCCCUGGUGGUCCUCUGGCUGGUUCUGUCCCCGUCGUCCGCGAACGCGCAGGUUAACCUGAGCUCCGUGGACUUUUCGGAGCUCCCGGCGCUGCUUGGGGUCCCCUUGGACCCCCAGGGCAUACGCAGCUACAUGCUGGCGGCCAGGCUGGCCAACGCCUGCCUCGCGAUCGAGGCUACUGAGCCCGAUAACCCCUCGCUGGACCCACUCGUGAUAGUCCGGCCCCUGGGCUGCACAUGGGAGAACAUGGGGCGGCGCGCGCGGAGGGCUGGAGCCACAGCAGCUCCCGCGCGCACUGAGGCCCCAGGGCAGCUACGCGCGUUCGACGACCUGGAGGUGACCGUGCGCUGCGACCGGCCAGCGCGCGUGCUGCUGCCCCACGGGGCACCCUGUCCAGACCCCGAGUGUCACCCCGCCGUGGCCGCAUCCUGGGCGCUCGCUCGAGCCCUGGCCCUGGCCGCGUCCACGCUGUUCGUGCUGAGGCAGCUGUGGCCGCGGGUCCGGUGUUGGGGGAGCCGGGGCACCACGGUGAAGACCCAGACGUGCCAGAAGGCCCAGGUGCGCACGUUCACGCGCCUCAGCGACCUGUGCUCCAUUUGCCUGGACGAGUACGAAGAGGGCGAGCGGCUCAAGAUCCUGCCGUGCGCGCAUGUGUACCACUGCCGCUGCAUCGACCCCUGGUUCUUGCGCGCCCCGCGCCGCUUGUGCCCUCUGUGCAAGCAGUCGGUGGCCAGCACGCACGACGGCUCCGCGAACAGCAGCGUGGGCGGCGACGACCCACCCCUACCCGGACGUCGCCCCCCCAUCUGGGCCAUCCAGGCCCGGCUGCGCUCCCGCCGGCUCGAGCUGCUAGCCCGGACAGUCCCCUGCCGUCGCUGCAGCAGCACCAUGUCCCUGGGGACGCUCGAGAACGUGGAGCCGUCAGAAGUGACCCCCGAGACCUCCUGA